This is a messenger RNA of Oldenlandia corymbosa var. corymbosa, 426 nucleotides long. NCBI's taxonomy places the organism in Eukaryota, Viridiplantae, Streptophyta, Magnoliopsida, Gentianales, Rubiaceae. The record is from the annotation of a GenBank genome assembly.
GGGGAAGGAACUUCAAGGAUGGAGAUCACAGAAGAGGAAAAGAUAUCACCAUCGAAGGGCCGCUCCACGCAAGCAUCAGAAAUCUCCGGAGAAAAAAGUUCUACUUCUGACUCAUCAUCAACAGAUUCGGAAACAGCUUCGGAGCAGGAGUUCAUAAUUAAUGUUGGAGAAGCUCUUCAACCGAACAAUACCAAGGGAUUCUUCAAAUCCCUCUUUGGCUUCCUCGGUCAAUUUGGUGGAGGUUCUCCUUCCUUUGAUCCCUUUCUUUCUGUGCUUUACUUUGUGAGAAUGUUGCUUCCAGAGUAUUGCAGUACAUGCACCAUCCCUGUUGUUGUGAGCAAUAUUCCUGUAGGGUUUCCUCUGUCAGUCUCAAAUCUUCCUGGAAACUCAUGUCAUAAAAAUGUAAAACUGUCAAUCUUCCUGUAG